AUGAAGGACCACGCGGUGGGCUCGGGCGCAGGCGAGGUCCCCCGGCCAUUCCGUGCCGUACUGGUGACCGGCGCCAGCGGGCUCGUGGGGUCUCACGUGGUGCGGGCGCUGCUGGCGGGGCAGCUGGCGGAGGAGGCGAGGAUUGGAGACAGCGUUGUUGGGUGGAGAGCGGUAUCACAAAGGGGUGUCACGAUGGUUCGCUGCCUGACCCGGCAACCCACUCCCGAGCUCCUCCAGCUGGAGAGGGACCAUGCGGGCCGGGUGAAGCUAUGUAUCGGCGAUAUGCUCGGCCCAGCCUGCCGUACAACCGUGGCGCCUCACCUAACCGCUGAUGGGGGCUGCGACGGUCUCAUCAACUGCGCUGCGCACUACCGCUGGUGGAGCCGCAGUACGGAGAUGUACGGCGCUCUAAACGAGGUGGCGGUUUCGGAGCUUAUGAAGCUGGCUCUGGAAGCCAAAGUUACACAGAUCGUACAUGUCAGCACCAUCCUCGCAAUGGGAUGCCCUCCCGGUGGCUGGGGCUCCCCCACGCGUCCCCUCCAACCCGACACGCCCCCGGGGCCCACCGCCAGCCUCUACGCACGCAGCAAGGCGGCAGGUGAUGCGGCUGUGUUGCGGCUCGCUGCGGAGACCGGGCUGCCUGCGUGUGUGGUGGCGCUGGCAUGUGUGGUGGGUGCGGACCGGAGGCUGGUUUCUGGGCCCCAGGACGACGUGAUGCGAAUUGCGGAUUUGGUGCGCGGCAAGGUCCCAGCGGCCCUGGGCCAUGACACGGUGUUCACCUACAUCGGGGUGCGGGACGCUGCCGCAGCCAUUGCCGCCGCGCUGCUGCGAGGCCGACCUGGGCGCAGAUACCUGGUGGGCAAUCAGAGAAUGACGACUGCCGAGUUCUACGACACCCUGGCCCGGCUCAGCGGCACGCCGGCACCCACGUGGAGGGUACCCGUGGGGGUGGCGGCGGCGUGGGCGGCGGCCGCUGCUGGCUGGGCUGCACUGACGGGCGUGGCGCCGCAGCUCGUCCAGUGA
Volvox carteri f. nagariensis is the source of this 1023-nucleotide messenger RNA. RefSeq lists its product as uncharacterized. Lineage: Eukaryota; Viridiplantae; Chlorophyta; Chlorophyceae; Chlamydomonadales; Volvocaceae. The record is from RefSeq and is a predicted model, not a curated record. The transcript is spliced from 8 exons. The coding region runs from base 1 to 1023 and encodes 340 amino acids.